Messenger RNA from Centrocercus urophasianus (Greater sage-grouse), 3350 nucleotides. RefSeq names its product transmembrane protein 38B (gene TMEM38B). The transcript is spliced from 7 exons. Lineage: Eukaryota; Metazoa; Chordata; Aves; Galliformes; Phasianidae. Gene Ontology annotation, molecular function: potassium channel activity; identical protein binding. The record is from RefSeq and is a predicted model, not a curated record. Bases 1 to 1074 code for a protein of 357 amino acids. Gene Ontology annotation, cellular component: membrane. Gene Ontology annotation, biological process: potassium ion transmembrane transport.
AUGGCGCAGUUACAUUAUGUCAACGGUUUGCGAGCUGCACAGAGAGAAAGAAACCGAGAGCAAAUAAAGUUCAACAGGAAACCAGCGAGCUCACAGACGGACGCUCCCCACCCCCCCCACCAGCUGGGAUCAGACCCGGCCCAGCGCACCGCCGCUCCGCCCUCCGACGGCUCCCGGCGAGGGCCACGCUUCUCCCAAGCGCCCGCCGCCAUGGAGCUGGAGCAGGUGCCGCUGCUCUUCUCCCGCCUGCCCAUGUUCCCCUUCUUCGACCUGGCGCACUACAUGGCCUCCGUCAUGGCGCUGAAGGAGCAGCGGGGAGCUGUGGAAGUGUCAAUCCGCAGUCCGGUUGCUUGCUGGUUUAGUGCUAUGCUUUGCUGCUUUGGUGGAUCUGUUUUGUCUUCCUUGAUGCUUGGAGAACCUCCAGUAGCAUUUUUGGCAAAGACCACAAACAUUCUACUGGCAUCUUCAGUCUGGUAUCUUGUGUUUUAUUGCCCACAAGACAAAUUCUACCAGUGCUUUGCGUUUCUGCCUCUUCGGCUUCUGGUUGCAGCAAUGAAAGAAGUGACUAGGACUUGGAAAAUAGUGGCUGGCGUUGCGCAUGCAGACAGUCAUUUUGAAGAUGCCUGGCUUGUCAUGAUAGCUGUGGGCUGGGCCAGAGGAGCUGGUAGUGGUCUAAUCUCCAACUUCGAGCAGUUGGUGAGAGGAGUGUGGAAACCUGAAACCAAUGAACUGCUGAAGAUGUCCUAUCCUGUGAAGGUAACUUUGAUAGGAGCAGUUCUCUUCACUCUGCAGCACAGCCAGUACUUGCCAAUCGCAAGACACAACCUUAUGUUUCUAUACACCAUCUUUCUUGUAGUUUCCAAGGUAACAAUGAUGUUGACAAGAUCUACAGCUUCUCCAUUUGCUCCCAUUGAGUCAGCAUUGAGCCAUAUGUUCUUUGGCUUGCAAAAACCACCACCCAAAGUGAAGGGUGAAGGUGCUUCAUCUUCCAAUGGCUCUUCAGUCUGUGACCAGUCGUCCUCAGAGCAGCCCCGUGAUGGUGUUAAGAAGAGACAGGCAAAGAAAACAGAAUAAGUAGCUUACAAUACAUGACAACCUGUGAAAAUGUUUAUAUUUUAGAUGAGGCUGAUUGAAUUUUUUUUUUUUUUUUAAUGUACAUGAGAUGAGAUUAAGGCUGUAUGAUAUGUUGUUGUUUGCCUUCAGAAUCUGUAUGGUAUGCUUUUGGAAUGUAUUCAGAUGUCUAGGUGCAUACGUUGGAUUUCUAAGUCUAAAAGUUCACAUUUUUAUAGUGCUUUUAAGUUCGGUAAUUUUUGUAUUUAUUAAUAGCUUUAAAUUCUUAGAUGCUAAAAUAACUUUCAAAACGUGACAGUUACUUUUUUUUUUCUUCGUAUCACAUGAUUCACCUCUCUUUUUACUUCUUGAUUCUCACGUUUUGUUUGGAUACCCAGACUUGUGCUGCCAAGUGUUCACAGCACAGUGUCCCAAGUAGGAAAGCCUGAUUAAGGCUUAAUCACGUUGCACUGUAAAACUAUGAAAAAGUACCACAUAAUGCCUUUAAUAACAAAAAUAAUGGAAUUCUGUUUUAAUUCCCACUACUCUAGUUUAGACUUCCGUCAUUUACUUAAGUCAGUAUUUUUUGCACUGUUUGUAUUUUUCAAAAUAAAAAUUAUCUGGCACUUUUAAAAAUCUUUACAGUUAGGAAUUAGAAGCAUUUCAGUAUUGUGAGCUUACUUUGUUUUUUGUAAAUUUUUGAAUAUUUAGCUAUCUUUUGUGCAACGUGUGAUUAUUUUUUUUUUAUGCUGUUUCUGGCGUCUUUCAAUUUGGGAUGAGACAUCUCUUUGCCUGCACUUUUAUCUAGGCACAAGUUUAUCUUUUCAAAGUUAAACAUUCAAACUUUUUCUUUUUAAAAGAAAGAACACUGGACAGUACGUAUGCCUUGUUUAUCACAAGUUAUGCCCUGUUAUACAUGCUGUUAAUACACACAAAUACUAUUUUCUAGCAGUUACCUCUGGUGCUAUUGAGUUACUGCCAAAAGCACUGAAAGUAUAUUAAUGUUUGUUGCUAUUUGCUGCAUCCUGCUCAUGGCAUCUUUUUGCAGACAGUAUGGAGCAGUUUUUUACUUCAGAACCAAGGUCUCACAGAUCUUGCAUUUUGUAAGAUUCUAAUAUUUUCACAGAAGUUUUCAAUUUGAUGUGCCAUUUUUAGUACACAUUAAACAACUUUUACAGAAUGAGAUUCUUUGUCUUUGGAGAGUGCUGAUUUGAAGAGAACUUUUGAAUAAAAGGACAGUGGUUAAUCUUUGUGCAGGAAUGCCAAGGAGAAUGUGGAGGAAGAUGUGAUUUGAAAAGGCAAAGUUCUAGUUCCAGGUACACAUCUAAAUUUAGAAAAAGCCAUCGCCAGUGCUAUACUUAAAAAAGAAUCCAUGAAAUUUCUUACACCUGUCAAGCUACAUCUCCAUGGUAGUGACCAAAGACACCGACCUCCUUAGUCUGGAAUUCAACUGUAUAGCAAAUGUAUGCUACCUCAAAAACAAAGUCAGGUAUUCAACACAGAAUAAAAAAGAAUCCUGCUCUGCGGACAAAGUAGUAAUGAUGUUCUUACUGUUUUACAGUGAAAAUCUAUCCAGUUGAAAACACUUGGAGUCAUGCUUGCAGGGUGUCUUAGGUUUUUGGUGUUAGGACUCAUGGAUAUACAAGUAAGCUUGGAGCAGCCAACUUUCUGCUUAAUAAUCAACUAGUUUAUUUAGUAAUAUCAGCAAAAGUUGUUGUCUACAGUUAUUAAGACUUCUGGAUGAAUUCUUUAAUCUAAUUGAAUUGUGAUAAGAAAUUACACAGCUGUGAAGUGCUGCCUGAUAACUAGCUACUGUUAUCCCAAACAAAUGUGAAAAUACACUUAGACUAAUUCUCUUAGCAAGUUUGCAAUUCGAACAAAAAUAUGUGGCUUUGUAUUCUCUCUGUACUUAACUACAAUACUACGAAAAUAGGUUUUCUUCUGUUUUACUGAAUAUUUCAAGGCAGAUAUGAAACAUAAUGUAUUGUGUAUUAUUAGGAGAAGGAACAUAUGUUAUGCUGAAGGAAAUUCUGUGAUAAGCGCCUGGAAAACAAACCUUCAUGUUUAAAGAUCUCAGAGGCUUUUCUGUAGAAUGGGUGUUCAAAAGAACUCUGCAUUGAGUUACAUGCAAGCACUAUGGGGGAUUAUUAAGCUAUUUUCUAGUCUAAUAAUUGUUUUGUUUUUGUUGUUUUUUUAAUAUAAAAAGAUAAGUAGUUGCACAUAGUUUAAGCUGAAUUCCAUGGGAGGUUUUAAUACUGUGUAUCCAGGAUGCCUUAAAUAAACACUUAACUAUUUUCUGA